Messenger RNA from Caenorhabditis remanei, 1320 nucleotides. RefSeq lists its product as uncharacterized. Lineage: Eukaryota; Metazoa; Nematoda; Chromadorea; Rhabditida; Rhabditidae. The record is from RefSeq and is a predicted model, not a curated record. Gene Ontology annotation, molecular function: acylglycerol kinase activity; ATP-dependent diacylglycerol kinase activity; ceramide kinase activity. The coding region runs from base 1 to 1320 and encodes 439 amino acids. Gene Ontology annotation, biological process: ceramide biosynthetic process; protein insertion into mitochondrial inner membrane. The transcript is spliced from 6 exons. Gene Ontology annotation, cellular component: mitochondrion; TIM22 mitochondrial import inner membrane insertion complex.
AUGUCAAAAAUAAUCGGAAAGAUAUCGAGAAUACCGAAGACGUUGUAUGAGCAUAAAAAGAAGGCAAUAUUCAUAUCGUUUCUCGGAUAUCUUGGAGCUGAUUGGGUUUAUAGAUGGGAUAAGAACCAAGGAAUAAGAAAACAUUAUGCCAAUAUUGCAGUGAAAUAUGGACAAAAAACUGUUUCGCCGGAAGACCGCCCGAAACGAAUUUUCGUUCUCGUCAAUGUCGAAGGAAAUUCCAGAAGUUGUUUCGACGCAUUCAAUAAAAAUGCUCUACCACUGUUCCUGUUGUCAGGAGUUCAAGUGGAUGUUGUCAAAGCGGAUAACGAAGCCCAACUUGAAGCGUUGGCUGGAGCCGUGGAUACACAAGAAGCUGAUGUUUUAUACGUUGUGGGUGGAGAUGGAACAAUAGGAAAAGUGGUGACUGGGAUUUUCAGAAAUAGAGAGAAGGCGCAACUUCCUGUCGGUUUUUAUCCUGGCGGAUAUGAUAAUCUGUGGCUGAAACGAAUGAUUCCGACUGUUUUCGAGAAAUCAGAAGACGUUCGACAUGCAUGUGAAUCUGCUAUGGCCGUCAUAGAGGAUCAGAAGCAAAGUGUAUUUGCUUUUGAAUUGACAACGGAAAACUCUGAGGUGGCACCUGAAUACGGUCUCGGAGAUGUUAGUGCUGGAUGGUUUAGACAAAUUGAGGACACUCGCAAGAAGUUUUGGUACUUCUCUGUGAUCAAAAGACGGUGGGCCUACGUUUGGGAGAUGCUGAAAAGAUCACCACGUCCAAUUGAAUGCCACGUGGAGUAUGAGGAGACGUGCUCAGGAUGUGAGAAGUGUCGACCGAAACCAGUCAUUCAGGCACCAACAUGGAGAUGGUGGCACGUGUUGACUGGGACACCGAAGUAUAAGAAUAAUGAUGCACAAAAAGACUACACUGGAAUUAUUAACGUCAAGUGUGGAGAAAAGCACGAGAUUGAUGCAAAAGGUGCUGAACUUCUGAUUGAAAACGAGCAGAUGAAUGAUUACUCGCAACUUCGUUUCCGAAUGGGCGGUAAUGACAUUGGACGGUUUGGAGUGGUAUCUGAUGGAUUGAAGCGGUGUUCGAAGAAUAUUGUCGGAAGAAGUACCGAUGAGAAGUUUUAUAACACAGACAUUCUGGCAAAUUCUAUUUCUUUUAAAAUUACAUCUCUACCGUCGUACAUUCAUCGCCUCUACAUCUCCAGUAAUCCAACACCAAAAGAUGCUGAGCUGACAGACAGAAUAAUUACAAUCCGUGGGACUCAAAAGAAACUCGAUGUAUUCUUCCCAACUAGCAUCCGUUUGGAAUUGUAA